AUGCGGUCCUUCUACCACCUCACGGCGCUUAUCGCCUCUGUCGCCCUUCUUUCGUCGCCUCUAACCCUCGCACAAAACACCAACCCGGCUAACAAUGCCGCAAGCGGAGCUGCGGGAGCACUCUCGAACUCCGGCACUGCGGCAGGAGCAGCGUCGACAAACGCACCGUCGUCUGCCGCCCAGGCCAACUCGAAGGCCUCCGCGAACGGCCAGUCGUCCGGCGGCGGCGCGACCAUCUUCAACUGCGCCGGCGGCGUCGUCGCAGGCAUCGCUCACCCGGACGACGACCUCCUCUUCCAGUCGCCUGACCUGCUCGCAACGGUUCAAGGCGGCGCAUGCUACACGCUCGUCAUCGCGACGAUGGGCGACGCCGGCUCGACGGGCGAGGCGUAUGCGCUCAGUCGCGAGCAGGGCAACGCGGCGGCGUAUGCGCAGAUGGCGGGUGUGCCAAACGUCUGGACGGGCGUCAACGCGUCGAUUGCGAACCAGCAGAUUCUCGUCACGACCCUCGUCGGCGCGCCGCAGAUUCAGCGAGUGCACUUUCGCCUUCCUGACGGCAACAUGGACGGUUCUGGAUUCGCUGCAACGGGCUACCAGUCGCUCCGCGCCCUAUACUUCGGCUCAAUUUCGCAGAUCACGACGCAGCCCCAGACCGGUCACUUCACGCUCGCUUCACUCAACGGCGCGAUCAGCGCCAUCAUCGGUAUGCGCCAGCCCACCGAGAUCCGCACGCUCGACUACAUGUCUGAUUACGACGCGGGAGAUCACGCCGACCAUCUCACUAUCGCUCGACUUUGGGCUGCGGCGGGCGGAAACCACGGCGUGCCGGUGAACGGCUACAUGGGAUACCCAGUUCAGAAUCUCGCACCAACUCUCGGCAUGAACGACGGCGCCUUCAUCUCCAAGACGAACGCUUUCUUCUCGUACACGCCCUACGACUACCAAGAGUGCACCUCGCUCUCGAACUGCUUGAACACGGGUCGUGGCGAGGCCUACUGGCUUCUUCGCCAAUACGUUGUCACACAAGACCUUGCCGAGAGGUCGUACAUGGGCUCCGCAGAGGCGCCAGUCGCGCUUCCGAACUCUACCAACCUCGCCCUCCAAGCAACCGCAACGGCCUCGUCGCAGUCCAGCAUCCAGCCCGCGUCAGCCGCAAUCGACGGCAACGUGCAGGGUUACCCUGGCAACUACUCUGCGGAAUGGUCGACGGCCGGCGAGAAGGUCGGCGCCUGGCUCUUGCUCUCUUGGCCUCAGCCUAUCAACCUCACGUCGCUCGCCCUCUACGACCGACCCAACCAAAACGGUGCGUUGCCCACUUCUUACAACGAAGCUCUCCCGACACUAACGACGUUCGGCGCAGAUUGGCUGCAAGGCGGAACCCUACUCUUCCGCGACGGUUCGACGAUCUCCUUCGGCGCUCUCGCCAACGAUGGUUCGGCGACGCUCGUCACCCUUCCUGGCUCCGUCGUCACCGACGCAGUCUUGAUGACCGUCACCUCCGUCUCUCCCGCGACUGGAUCCAUCGGUCUCGCCGAGAUCCAAGCGUACGGCAAUGUCUGCCCGGGAUGCACGAUCGGCAACAACUUCCAGAACUCGUCGGCGACGACGCAGACCUCGACUGGACUCGUCAGCGGCACGGGUGCCUACCAGGACCUCGCCCUCUCCGCCGAAGCCUUCGCCUCUUCCGCCUUUGCUCAGCAAGGUCCCGAGAAGGCCAUCGACGGCGUCGUUAGUGGUUACCCUGCCAACUCGUCGGCGGAGUGGGCGUCGUACAACGAAGGCGUCGGAGCGUGGCUGAACAUCACCUGGCCUGCGUACUACCUCGUCGACUCCCUUGUCCUCCACGACCGCCCCAACUCGAACGACCAGAUCACCUCGGCGCACAUCGAUCUCUCUGACGGCACGGGCUACGACAUUGGUGCGCUGAACAACGACGGAUCUGCAGUCGUUUUCAAUUUGUCGGUGCCGCUCAACAUCUCGUCGCUGAAGCUCACCGUCACCGGCGUUUCGGGGACGACUUCGAGCGUCGGCUUGUCCGAGAUCGAGGCGUACUACUCGCAGCCGCAGACGCCUGUCAACCUCACCGCCGUCUCGCGCAACCCUGGCGCCGCUGCUCCCGUCGUCGGUGAUCUCGACAACGAGUCGUGGGACGACGACCUCGCAUUGCAGAACUGCACGGCGACCGCCUCAUCGUCCGCUCCGGGACAGGGUGCCUCCCAAGCGAUCAACGGCGUCGUCAACGGUUACAAGGAGGACGGAACGGGCGAUUGGACGCAGGAAUGGGCGACCGUCAGCCAAGGCGCCGGCGCGUGGAUCAACCUCACCUGGCCGUACAGCGUCAAGAUCUCGCAGAUCGGCUUGGCGGACCGUCCCAACCUGAACGACCAAAUCACCGGCGCCGUCUUGCAGUUCGACGACGGCUCCUACGUCUCGACCGGCAACCUCUACAACGACGGCACCUUGACGAACAUCUCGAUUCCCGGUAUCAUCACCACGUCAAUCCAGCUCACGGUCACCGCCGUCUCGUCAACAACUUCGUCGAUUGGUCUGUCCGAGUUUGCCGUCUUCGGGUCUCUCGUCGCCGCCAACGGCACGAUACUCCCCAAUGCCACCGACACGAGCAACCCGGCGUUGACGAACAGCACCCUCCCCAUCAACGGCACGCUUCCCCUGAACGGCACUCUUCCUCUCAACGGUACUCUGCCUCUCAACGGAACCUACCCCCUCAACAGCACUCUCCCGCUCAACGGCACCCUUCCGCUCAACGGCACUUUCCCUCUCAAUGGCACGCUUCCCCUGAACGGCACCCUCCCGCUCAACGGCACCCUUCCGCUCAACGGCACUUUCCCUCUCAAUGGCACGCUUCCCCUGAACGGCACUCUCCCGCUCAACGGCACCCUUCCCUUGAACGGCACCCUUCCCCUGAACGGCACGCUUCCCCUGAACGGCACUCUCCCGCUCAACGGCACCCUUCCCUUGAACGGCACCCUUCCCCUGAACGGCACGCUUCCCCUGAACGGCACUCUUCCUCUCAACGGUACUCUGCCUCUCAACGGAACCUACCCCCUCAACAGCACUCUCCCGCUCAACGGCACCCUUCCCUUGAACGGCACCCUUCCCCUGAACGGCACGCUUCCCCUGAACGGCACUCUCCCCUUAGACGGCACGCUUCCGCUCAACGCAACGUUGCCGCUCAAUAGCACGUCGACUCUCAACGGGACGCUUUCGCUCAACGGGACCCUCGCCGGAAACACCUCCUCCAUCUUUGUGCCGAACGCCACAAUCUCGAGCAUGUACAACCUCAGCUCGCUUCUCCCGUCGGCAACAGCGUCCGCAAACAUCUCGGCGUCGCUCAACCGCACGUCGGUACCGGUUUCGACGGCUGACAACUCGUCCGCCAUCUUCCCCUCCGCGACCGGGUUCAACGCGUCAAGCCUGCUUCCGUCGAUCACCGCCAACCUUUCGAGUGCCCUGCCGUCCGCCACCGGCAACGCUUCGUCCAGUCUGUUCAACCUCACAGCUCCAAGCGCCGUCGCAACGGCUUCAGGCAACGCCUCCUCCGCCUCCUCGACUAGCGCAUCGUCUUUGUACCUGUCUUCAUCGGCUUCGGCGAACGCGUCGAGCGUUUCGAGGAGUAGCUCGGUUGUCAGCUCGACUUCGUCGUCGAGCGCUGCGGCGCCUUCUGCGACAUGCGCGGGAUCUGCCGUCGCCUACGGACAAUGUGGCGGAUCGGGCUACGUGGGUCCGACGUGCUGCCCAUCAGGGUUUGACUGCACUUACCAGAACCCAUACUACUCGCAAUGCGUGCAAAGCAGCUCUUCGGCGGCCGCCUCGUCAACUCUCACCGCUGGCGCAGUUCUGCCGACAGCAGGAUGCACUGGCACCGUCCCCGCCUACUAUCAAUGCGGCGGAAGCGGAUACAUCGGCUCGACUUGCUGUCAGACCGGCUACGUUUGCCAGGUGCAGAACCCGUACUACUACCAAUGCGUCGCUAGCUCCGCGGUCACGACGUCUUCCUCGUCGGCCUCCUCCAGCCUCGCCUCCCUUACCCCCUCCUCGAUCUCCAGCGUGCGCUCCAGCAGCACCAUGGCGUCGUCGACUGCUUCUUCGGUCGGUGCCUCAUCCACUCUCUCCAAAUCGGCGGCGUCCUCCACGGUCACCUCUGCACCCUCGGCGCCGCCCUCCACAUCGAGCAUGGUCACCGUGACUCGCUCAAGCUCCGCAACAUCGUCGUCUACCUCGUCAAGCGCGACCGCCGCACCGACAUUGACUGCCCAGGCUUCGACGGUCAACAUCGCCCGUCUUGCCGGCGUCAAACUUUCCGCGUCUUCCUCGAUUUCGGCAUCCCCGCCCUCGGGCAUCAACGACGGCUCGUACGGCGGCCUCACUGCGCUCGGCUUCGGCAGCUCGAAGAACGAGUGGGCGUCGUCCGGCACGACCAAGCAGUGGAUCCAGAUCGACUUCCCCGCCGCAACGCUCAUCCGCGACAUUGUUAUCUUCCCGCGCGUCAACACCUGGCAGACGGUCACCUCGAUGGCGCUCAACUUCACGACGGGCGACGUCGUCACCGCCAGCGGUUCGAUUUCGAGUUCCGGUUCGCACGUCUCGCUCGGCGCCGGCCUCGUCACGUCUGGCGUGCGUGUCACCAUCACUGGCGUCGGCUGGACCACGACUCAAGCAGGCUUCGCCGAGAUCGAGGUGUACAACCGCGCUCCGCCUACGACCGGUCUUCUCGGUACGCUUGGCAACGCCGCUGGCUCGACGCUCAGCGGCAUUCUCGGCCUUUUCGGCCUCCGCGCAUAG
Molecule: messenger RNA, 4803 nt
Organism: Rhodotorula toruloides NP11
Lineage: Eukaryota; Fungi; Basidiomycota; Microbotryomycetes; Sporidiobolales; Sporidiobolaceae
Product: Carbohydrate-Binding Module Family 1 protein, cellulose binding protein
Exons: 6
Coding region: 1-4803 (1600 amino acids)
Biological process (GO): carbohydrate metabolic process
Cellular component (GO): extracellular region
Molecular function (GO): cellulose binding
Source: RefSeq, a predicted model, not a curated record